Molecule: messenger RNA, 4242 nt
Organism: Cladocopium goreaui
Lineage: Eukaryota; Dinophyceae; Suessiales; Symbiodiniaceae
Source: the annotation of a GenBank genome assembly
AGCUGUUUCAGCCCCUAGUUCAGAUGCCUGUGUUUCUCGGGCAUGGGCGGACAAUGCAGUAGCAGCUGCAGCCAGAAAACAUACGAAAAAGAUCAAGAAGACUUAGAGGAUGGGAUCGACUCUGUUGCCUCCACACAGGUUGGAGCCCAUGAGAUUCUCGAAUUCUUGAGUAAGGUACAGCUCUUCAAGCGCUUACCACAGGAUGUGCUUCCGUCGCUAGCUUCAGUCUGUGAGGUCAAAGACUACCUGCCAGGCGAUGUUGUUAUUGAGCAAGGCGAUGAUGGGCAUGAACUCUUUGUCAUCAGGUGGGGCGUUACGUCAGUCCAGGUCAAUGGCCAGGAGGUCGCCCAGCUGAAGGAAGGGGACUAUUUUGGAGAGAAUGCGCUCUUGAGAGACGAGCCGCGCACAGCCACCAUCCAAGCGAAGGCCCCUUUGUCCACAAUCAUUGUGCGGCGCUCUAAAUUUGAUGAGCUGGGCUUACGCGAAAAGCUACAUUUCAAAGUGCGGAAGGCCAUCGGCGGAGGCUUCUUAGAAACUGCUGCGGCCAAGCCGCCCUGUUCGAAGACUCCUGCAGAGCGUGAGGUCAUGGAAAGGGCAUUGAAGAACAACUCGAACUUGCAAGGACUGGUGGCACUUGAUGAUAAGAGCAUCCAGCAGCUAAUCGAUUGUGCUUGGGAGGAACAGGCGCCGGCUGGCUACAAUGUCAUCAGUGAAGGUGACAUCAAUGCAAGUUUUUUCUACAUCGUAAAGAACGGAAAGUUCGAUGUGAUGCAGAAAAGCUCAGAAGCGGGCAAGGAUGAGGUUGAACGUGUUGGGCAGCUCAAAAUUGGCAACAGUUUUGGAGAGCUGGCGCUGAUUUAUACCGCACCACGUGCGGCCACUGUCAAGGCAGUGAUUGACUCCGAGCUUUGGGUCAUGGAUAGGUCGGACUUCAAGAAGAUCCUUACAGACAAAUAUGAUAAAGCCAAGGAGUACGUGGUCUACCUUGACAAGGUGGAUCUUUUGAGGGACAACCUGAAGGCAGAGGAGAAGCAGGCUUUAGCCCAAUCCUUAACUGAGAUGUCCUUUACGGAUGGUGAGUUGAUCUUUGAACAAGGUGAAGCUGGUGACUCUUUUUACAUCCUCAUUGAUGGCCAGGUCUCUGUCAUCAAAAACGGUGUCGAGCAAACCCGGCUCACUGCCACUGCAUCGUCAGCUCAGCAUUUCGGCGAGCGGGCGUUGCUCAACAAUGCCCCCCGGGCUGCGACCAUCAAGGUCACUUCAGAAGUGGCAAAGACCCUUCGCUUGGACCGUGAGACUUUCGAAUGGCUUUUGGGCUCGCUGGAGGAACUUCAGAGGAUGGGCAAAGACCGCCCUGUCGUUGUCAUGAACCCUUUGACCAAACUGAUUAAGAGUUCCUCGUUGUUGCGCAGCGCGUCGCAUAUUGGGACCUGUGGAGGCGACCGGGAGUACGAGAGUCUUGGUCCCAUAGAGAGGAAGCACCUGAAGCCCAUCGGCUUGCUGGGCUGCGGUGGAUUCGGAUCCGUGGAGCUGGUGGAGCACGAGCACACGGGGGAGACCUAUGCACUGAAGGCUAUGAGCAAAGGUUUCAUAAUCCAGUGUGGAAUGAAGCAGAGCGUCCUGACCGAGAAGGCGGUGCAGAUGAUGUGCAACUCGCUGUUUAUCAUCCGUUUGUACGAGACUUACAACAGUGACCAAACUCUCUACUUCCUACUGGAAGCCGCCCUUGGCGGUGAGCUCUAUGCGACGUACAACAAAAAGGGAUUCUUUGGGAAGGAGAACUUUGCUCGCUUCUACACGGCCGGGGUGGUGAUGGCUUUCGAGCACCUCCACGGAAAGAAGAUCCUCUACAGAGACUUGAAGCCGGAGAACCUCUUGCUCGAUAACAAGGGCAAUGUGAAGCUAACUGACAUGGGUCUCGCGAAGGUUUGCAUUGGCAAAGCGUAUACCGCUUGUGGAACGCCCGACUACUUCGCACCCGAGUUGAUCGCUUCCACAGGCCAUAACCUCGCCGUUGACUGGUGGACCUUGGGUAUUUUUACCUUUGAGCUGCUGAGUGGCCAUCCGCCCUUCGAAUCCUCAUACCCGAUGCAGACCUAUCAGAAGAUCAUGCGAGGCAUUAACAAGGUUGCAUUUCCUCCAAAGUGCAAAGGAUCUGCGGAGGACUUAAUCAAGGCUUUGUGCAAGUCGGAGCCGUCUGAACGGUUGCCGCUGAAGAAAGGUGGGACCAGAAAUCUCAAAACGCACCCGUUCUACAAGAACUUUGAUUGGGAAGCCCUCCAAACCUUGAAGCAUUUUGCUCUCAGCCCAGCCUGCGUCAAAGCCAUGACCAGAAAGAAGACGGGCGGAGGUUUGGGAAACUCCCUCACCAAUGACCGAAGAAAACGAGGGGCACAACAAGCAGGCUACAAUGCCAGUGGCGUGGCAGAAGGCCAGGCACAACGAUCUGUUUUAGAGCAGAGUUCCCUCGAUGAUUUUAUCGCAAAGGCUGAGCUGGCGCGGGCAGACUUCCAAUCAACCCGGGGCGUGACCGUCGAGUGCACGACAGAGGUCAUUGUCAAGUCCGGCAUGGAUCCCGCAGAAACCCGAGAAAAAGAAAUUGCUGCGAGGAAGGUCGUGGUGCCCAUUCCUUGGAGGCCUUCCUGGAAAGAGGCUGCCAACGGAGAUGAAUUGGCGGCGGCUGAGGGUCAAGCUUUUCUAUCCUGGAGGCGCGGCUUGGCGAAGAUGGAGGAGGAGGAUGGGAUGAUUUUGACGCCGUACGAGCGCAACUUGGAAUUUUGGCGCCAGCUCUGGAGGUGUGUCGAGCGCAGCGAUGUCUUGGUUCAGAUUCUGGAUGCCCGUGACCCGGAGUUUUACCGGUGCAAAGAUUUGGAGCGAUAUAUCGAACAGUUCCCUGGGAAGCGUCACUUGCUGCUGCUCAACAAGGCGGAUUUCCUCUCAGAUCAUCAACGUGAGACCUGGGCGGCAUACCUUUCAGAGCUUGGCGUUGAAGCAAUUUUCUUCUCAGCUCUCAGAGAGCUUCACCGACAGCAACGAGCCCCGGCGGAUGAUGAGCAGAGUGAAGCAGAAUCUGAAGAGGAAAUUGACGAGUCAAGUGACUCAAGUGAAGGUCACAGUCCAAGCCACCCAAGCCACCCGAGCCACCCAAGUUCCAAACGACUUCCGCCACAUGGUUCUCUUGAGGAUAGUGGAGAUGUGGUGGACUGCUCUAAACUCAUAGAGGAGCUUCAGAGUCGAAUGCCUGCAGGACGACGCGGUGUUGUGGGCUUUGUGGGAUAUCCCAAUGUCGGAAAGAGCUCGGUGAUCAAUGCGCUCUUCGGAGCAAAGAAGGUCUCCAUGAGCCGGACACCAGGGAAAACAAAACAUUUACAGACCUUGGAACUGGCUGAUUCAAACAUCACUCUCUGUGACUGUCCGGGCCUUGUCUUUCCGUCCAUUGUUGCGACCCGAUCUCAUUUGGUCAUCAAUGGCACGGUUCCCUUGGAUGAGCUGAAGGAUUUUGUGGACCCCGUCCGGCUGAUCGUCGCAAAGCUUGGACCUGAGCCUAUCUUGAAGAAAUACGGCGUGAGUGCCGCAGAAGUGAAGGAUGGAGCCAUUCGAAGAGGCGUCGGGGAGGCUUCUGACGAGAUGGCCCACCAGGUGCUUUGCGGCUUGGCAACUCAUCGCCACCAUUUUCUUCGGGUCGGCGUGCCUGAUGAGACCUGGGCCGCCCGACGGAUCUUGAAGGACUACUGCACGGGACAGCUGCUGCAUUGCGAGCUGCCCGAAGGUGCAGGCCAUCACAAGCCCAAAGAAAGUCUAAGUGGGGAGUCUGAUUCAGACUUCAGCGAUCUUGACCAGUUCCUGGAUGACAGCAGCAUCCGUGAGCGACGGAUUACGAAGCGCAAGAUGCGUCAUUUGCAGAAGCAAAUGGCCAAAGGCGGUGUCAUAGCUCCUCAAGCUUUGGAAAAGGACCGCAAAGCCAAAUACGUUGGAAAGAACAUCCGUGGGAAGACAGUGCUGGGCUGACAAUAAGACCCGUGCCAUCUUCUCACAUGCUGUUGCUUGUGCAAAUCUUGAUGAUAUUUAUAGCCUCUGAUUGUAGUGUUGCCACCAUCCCAGUUGGACAAGCGCAGCGACAUGAGUUUCACUCGACGCUUUCAAAUUUGAAAGUUGUGCAAAGAGAGCCAGGAUGCCACCUUUCAGCCCUGGGAUCUUGAAAUCUUGGGCGCGUGGUUGUGCCUGAGUGGAAACACUCGCACG